GGCGGGACCUGGUGCCAGCGCGAGGCGUUCGCUGGUAACGGUUCCCGAAGAGAGCAGAAAACGGAGAGGCGGCGGACGGAUCCUUCCCGUAGGUACGAUGAUCGAGUCUCCUGGGAUGCAGCCUCGGCGGUGACCCCCCUACACAGAGGAGGAUCAGAUCUGGCGUGUCACCAUGGUGGAAAAAGCUCGCUGCCCCGUGCAGAGGGACACAGUGUACCGCUGGUUCUCCGAGCUCAGCUCCUGGCAGCGGAUUGAGUUCCUGUGCGGCUUGCUGGACCUGUGCCUACCACUGGAGCUGCGCUUCCUGGGCUCCUGUCUGGAGGAUCUGGCCCGUAAGGACUACCACUCAUUGCGUGACUCUGAGAUCAAAGCAAACAACUCGGCGGAUCUAGCCGCCCUCACCAACCUGGGCGACGAGGUGGUCCGCAGCAAGCUGCUGGUGUCGCUGGCCCUGCUGACCUCGGAGAACCGGGAGGCGGCAGGAGUGCUGUGCCGGACCCUUACCCACAUGGACUCCAUCAUCAACAACCUGGGCCUGCAACUGAAUGAUGGACGCACUGGGGACGAGUUCCUGCUGCUCUUCACCAUGGCCACCAAUCACCCAGCCUUCAGCUUCCACCAGAAGCAGCUGCUGAGGAAGGAGCUGGCACACCUCCAGGGCAGGCAUGGGGCCACUGGGCACAGCGUGCCCACCCCCACCACCAUCACUGUCACCAGCAGCAAGGGCUCCUCCACCUUCCCCAAGCUGGCUCCGCGGACAGAGAACCUGGCUAGCAGCAUCGGUAACAGUUUAGCAAAUGCACUACAUACAUCAGCACAUUCCAUAGAAGAUUCGUUACCUAUGAGGCCUUCUGGAAAGCACUCCAAAGUGAAUGUUGAGAAGAUUGAAAUCAAAGUCUUGCCGCAUAAGAAGAAGGAGAAGAACGCAGACUGUUGUUUUGAGGUAUUUUGGUCUGAUUCCUCUGUAUCGCUGGUAACGAAAUCUUCAACAGAAAUUUCAGAGCUCAUAUCUAAGCUCUCCCACCUGUACUCAGACGAUUUGGAGAAAUGCAUUCCUUACCGCGGCAGUGUGGACUCCUAUUCCAUGGACAGGAACCACAUGGAUCUGGAUUUAGAUCUCCAGUAUCUGGUGUGCCUGCCUCCUCAUGUACUAAAGAGUGACCUUAUCAAGAAGUUCUUCAGUAGUUUACCAAGCCACCAACCGCAUCAGAGCUUGAGUUCCAGCAACCCAACCCAUGUUAAAGUGAACACAGCAGUGGGCCCCACUAUACGGCCCAUAUGUGGUGUCGCCAGUAUCCAGUCUUCCCACAGCAGCAUUGCACUGCACCAUGGCGGCGGGGCCACCAUCGGCGGAUCACCAUGUCCCAGCUCCUCCGCUGUGACAUACCGGCCGCAGGUGGAGGCCGCCUCUACCGCCAUCACCGCCAGCGCGCCAAGCCCGCAGACUCAAGAACAGCAGGAAAUCCUGGAGUGGCUACGCAAGUUGCGUCUGCACAAAUACUACGCCGUUUUCAGCCAGCUUUCCAUGAAGAAGUUCUUGAGUCUUACUGAGGAAGAUUUAAACAAGUUUGAGUCUCUAACGAUGGGUGCAAAGAAGAAGCUGAAGACCCAGCUGGAGCUGGAGAAGGAGAAAUCGGAGAAGAGGUUUCUGAAUCCGGCACAGUGUUCCUUCACAAGCAGCGGGGUUGCCAGAGUCCCUCCCACUAGCCAUGUCGGGCCAAUGCAGAGCAUCCACUAUAACCAUUCUACAGAACUGUCUGUAGACGUGGAGCCGACAACUUCUCAAAUGCCUCAAGAAGGCAGCUCGUCAUCCGAGUACUCCAGUUCCCCUUCCAGCCCAAUGGGACUUCAGACACGAGAGGAGAGCUCGGACAGUGCAGAAGAAAUGGACAGGCGUCUCGGAAGACACUUGGACUGCACAGAGAAAGAAAAGUCGGUCUUGUUGGUGAAUCACUUUACGUCGACCUCGGUGCGCCCGACAGCCCAGGUUCUGCCUGUUCAAAACGAUGCCGGAUCCAGCGCUGCGAAUCAUCACACUCUGCCAAUUCAGAUCAUUACUGGGACCCCGACUCAUUUCGCUCCCCUCCACCUCAUCAACACGUUGCACAAGUCAGACCGCGGAGGCACUGAGAUCAAACUCCUCCAGUCUCCGCACUCUCUCCUGUCUUCAGAGGAAAGGAGCAAAUUGGCUGCACCCAGAAGCAGCAUCAAAAUCGAGAAGAGCUUUGGUGGCAUGCUUCUUGAUGUCAAGGCUCCAUCUAACCCUUUGCAAUCUGGACAUGUCCUCUCUAUAAUGCCUGACAGCAGCUCUAUGGCUCAGACUAUGGCAUUCGGUGUCCGCACCAAAGUCGGCAGUUCUAUGCCUGGGGAGAGGACGAUGAAGCCGACUUCGGUGUUGGUGGACAGCAGCAUGCCAGUUGCUCCAUCGUCCGCACCAGUCUUCCACGUUGCCCGAACACCAGUGAAGCUUCUGGUGUCAUCCGCUGAUUCUUCCAUGGUUGGGCAGAUGUCAUGUUCUAGUGUUUCCCCCGCAAUAAUAAGUCCCAGAAAUGUUCUCUAUACAGCCAAUACCAAAGUUGCCUUCUCCACCAUGAGUGGUGCACCGGUAGCUCAGAUGUCAGGCAACUACUGCGCAAACAGCAAUGCCUCUUCGAGCAGCCUCACGUCUACAUCGUACAGCAGCAUAGCCAACCUGCCCAGCUGCUCAGUUCCCAGCUCAAACCCGACAUCUGUAUCUGACAAUAGCUACUACAGCGGCGGAGGAAACUCCCCGACCAUGAACUUGCAAGUUGCCAGCCAAACGUCAGGCCACCACCACCUACACCACCAACCGCAACAGUCCCAGACAGGGUGCACCGUGUGCAGUUCUUGCGGGUGCAGUGGCAGCUGCGGGAGCAGCGGCGUAGCUGUCAACUACGGCAACUAUUUUCAGCACUUCUCGGCACCCUCCAUGUUUCCGUUUUCAAUCAUGCCCUUCAACCCCAUGUGCAAUAAUGGGUACAUCAACACCCAGCAAUACAACAAUAGCUCCUCCUUCCCUGUCAUGCAUAACCCUUACAGCAACAGCCUGAACCCCGACUCCAUGCUGACUGGGCAGCCAAGCUUCUCCAUACCCCCUAUGCAGAACUUUAUCACUGGCACAGCGGGGGUAUACCAGCCUCAGGGAAUAAUGGGAGCCAUUAACGGCACGCUGCACAAGAAGAGCAGCAAUGUCUCGUGUUAUAACUGCGGGGUCAGCGGGCAUCGAGCGCAGGAUUGUAAGCAGCCAUCGAUGGAUUUUAAUCAGCAAGGUACUUUCCAUCUUAAAUACGCCCCACCAUCAGACGGUUUGGACUCUGCAGACUAACCCUCCCCGACACUAUUAUUUGAAGAUGGUGCCAAUGGAGCCCCUGCAUAGGAGCGGGAGCCCUGGCAUAAAAAAGGUGCUUUAUUUAUCCCAGACUGAAGUAACGAUUCUUCAGGUACUCUUCUUUUCUGUGUUGCCAAAUUCAGCUUCAAGGAUACGUUUUAAGAGAAGCGCUUUGAACCGGGCCCCAGUAAAGCUCCGGUUUUGAAGCCUAUUCAGCGGAGGAGAAACCUAGAAAGAACUGAGACUGUUCUCCACCCACAUUUUAAACUUUUCUAGGGCAGCUACUAUAAAUGUCAAGGUAAAAAUGGGUGUUUAUUUACCCGCUAAGCAGCUCCAGCUGCUGGAGAUCGCUGGGAAUUAAUCACUGGGAUACUCUUGCGGAUUGCACUAGGGAAGAAUGUACAAUAUCUUUUUUUUUUUUUUUAUUAUUAUUUCAUGAAAUGUUGCUGGGAUUUUAACAACUUUGCAACACAAACCAUGGACAAUUCCUAACUUUUGCCGAAAUACUAAACGCUCUGCCUGGCCUCCUGGAUCCUAACCAGUAAUGCUUCAACUUUGAGGAUUUUUGCACUUUAACGUUUCGUUUUGUUACUUUUUUUUUUUCAUUGGAUCUGUGUUACGAACUGGGGAUCCUCCGAAGCUCGUUUUAUCUCCUUCGGAAAUUUGUUCCACCAAGAAGAACUGCGAAGGACAUAGUCCCAAACAGUUAAAAGGAAGCAGAACAAGAGGCCAUUGGCGCUAGGUCGCUGUCAGGGCUAGCGCCUGACCAUCGCAGUAUUAUUUCGAAUUACAACAAAGGGCUUUAGCUAACUCGAACUCUCGAACUUCUAAAAAAAAACACUAAACUGUAAACACUAGGGUCCCACCAUCGCUGGUGGUCUGUCUUUUUUUAACACGUCCUCGACAUUUUAAGAAUGCUUCUUUGCUCUCUUGGAAGUUCAGGAUUUUGUUUUUUAUACGGUUUUACAAGGACUACGUACGGAUGAACUGAUCUUUAGAUUAAAAUGCUCUUUUUUGGUUAUUUUAUAUUUUAUUGGGGUCAUUCUUAUUAUUCCAGACCCUUCAGAUCUUUGAAGAGCCACAAAGUAUUGAGAGCCUGCAGAUGUCUGCAGACGGGUUAUUGAAAGCCUGCAGACGAGGUAUUGAGAGCCUGCAGACGAGGUAUUGAGAGCCUGCAGACAGGGUAUUGAGAGCCUGCAGACGGGUAAUUGAGAGCCUGCAGACGAGGUAUUGAGAGCCUGCAGACGGGUAAUUGAGAGCCUGCAGACGGGGUAUUGAGAGCCUGCAGACGGGGUAUUGAGAGCCUGCAGACGAGGUAUUGAGUACCUGCAGACGAGGUAUUGAGAGCCUGCAGACGGGGUAUUGAGAGCCUGCAGACGAGGUAUUGAGAGCCUGCAGACAGGGUAUUGAGAGCCUGCAGACGGGUAAUUGAGAGCCUGCAGACGAGGUAUUGAGAGGCUGCAGACGGGGUAUUGAGAGGCUGCCGACGGGGUAUUGAGAGCCUGC
Messenger RNA from Rana temporaria (common frog), 4855 nucleotides. RefSeq names its product zinc finger CCHC-type containing 14 (gene ZCCHC14). The transcript has 14 exons. The record is from RefSeq and is a predicted model, not a curated record. Lineage: Eukaryota; Metazoa; Chordata; Amphibia; Anura; Ranidae. Bases 173 to 3346 code for a protein of 1057 amino acids. Gene Ontology annotation, molecular function: zinc ion binding; nucleic acid binding; phosphatidylinositol binding.